This is a messenger RNA of Saccostrea cuccullata (small rock oyster), 7619 nucleotides long. RefSeq names its product telomerase-binding protein EST1A-like. The record is from RefSeq and is a predicted model, not a curated record. Gene Ontology annotation, biological process: nuclear-transcribed mRNA catabolic process, nonsense-mediated decay. NCBI's taxonomy places the organism in Eukaryota, Metazoa, Mollusca, Bivalvia, Ostreida, Ostreidae. The transcript is spliced from 20 exons. The coding region runs from base 33 to 5159 and encodes 1708 amino acids. Gene Ontology annotation, molecular function: protein binding; telomerase RNA binding; telomeric repeat DNA binding. Gene Ontology annotation, cellular component: telomerase holoenzyme complex.
CGUUUGAAGUUACGAUAUGGCGGCUAUGGAAAAUGGCCUCCAAAUCUGAAACCGUAAGGAUAACAUACAAAGAACUGGAAUCCUCUGUGCAAGAUAAAGACAGACUAAAUCGAAAUUCUGACAGAAGCAAUAACGAUGAGAUUAAAAAAAAGAAAAAUAAGAGGCCAACCCAAGGUAUAUACCAACCCCCGAGAAGAUCUCCGAAAGUUUUAGAAGCAGGCCGAGUUCCGGAGGGUGAGAGCUGGGAAGGGGAUGAAUUUCCUAGUUCAGACAGCAAGGAGACUAGUUCAGAGAGAGAGAUUGAUGAUGUAAGUUCAAACAUAAGAAACCUAAAUCUUGGCAAAGAGAAAAAUGAACAAAAGAAACAGAGAUCCAAAAAGCCAGAAAUUCAGAGAUAUGUUCCAAAAGGGAAGAUACUGGAACAGCAAACAAAAGAGGAUGACACAUCAGAAACCGAACCAGCCCAAAAUGUUUCUCCACGAAAAAUUGAUCUAAAGAAAGACCAGCAAGAGUUAAAAGUAACAGUUGUAAAUGAAGGGGUGCCCCCAAGUGGUCAGUUGAAUGCGGGUGGAAAGACUGAGGCCAAGGAACCCCCAAGCCCUCAUAAUCCACUGGACAGGUCAAUAUCAAAGGGGGAGUCUCCAAGAUAUCAGUCCAAAUCUGAUUCUCUAAAUCAGUUCAGGGGCAGUCAGCAGCCAAAUAAACCAAAACAUCAAAAAGAUUUUGAAAAUAAACCAAGGAGUGGACGAAAUGUAGAGGAGAGAAGAUUUGGGGGGAGUGAAAGUGAAUAUAGGAGAGGGAAACAGCAGGGAAGUAAGGUACCUGAUAGACGGAACCGUGAGGAGGAAUUCAAGAGGGGGGAGGGGAGGAAAGGGGAGCAUGGCAGACCAAGAGAUGGAAGAAGAUCUGGCUGGCAAGAAGAGGAGCCUAAACCACAAAGACAGCCCAAGGAAAGGAGAGACAGAGGGGCAGAAACCAGCAAAGGGAACCAGCAAAGAGUGCAGAAUACAGAAAGUGAAGAAGGUAUACAAAGUGUCAUACCAACAAUGGUGUUUGAGAGGAAAAAUGGGAACAGUUCUGAGGUGGAUAGCUCUAAACAAGUCCAGAAUGCAGCAAGUGUUAGCAGUGGAAAUGGCAAGCCAGGAUCUAAAAGAUAUUCACUGUCAGCCAUGAGGCGUCCUAGGGCCGGCAGUAUCAGCAGUGAUGUGAGCAAUACAAGUGAUCUCAGCAUGGACGAAGAGACCACAAAUAGAAUUCUGGACUGGAGUGAAGAGGUGGAGAGGGAAAUGGCAGAAAAUGUUCAUGAUGAAACAAGAAAACUGCAGGAAUAUCUGGAUCAAAAGGGUGGAUUCAAUGACUGGGAUGGGGCCAUAGAAACAGUGGACAAAGCCAGGCAAGCUCUGGAGAGAGGUCAACAAUCACAGAGAAGUAUGGAGGAGGAAAGGAACUUUGGAAAGCAAGGAGGCAGGUCAUAUGGAAAUGUCAAAAAUGUUAAGAAUGACAAGAAUUUAAAUGCUGGUCAUAAGGAAUUUGAAAAUGGUUUCAGACAGAGAAGGAACAGUGAUGGAGCUAGAAGUCGAAGAAAAGACAACCGUAGAAAGGGCUCCAGUACUGGAAGGCGGAGUCGUGAUUCUAGUGUGUCUAGUGCUCACAGCGUCAGGAGCUACCACACGGAGGAUGAUGUGUACGGCACAGACACCUGGCCCCGGAGACGGAAUCGUAGGAGAGGGAGUAACGCCAGUGUCAAGGAAUCUCGCAGCAAGGAAGUUCUGAAUGAUCCAGCCAGUCUCAAUCUGAAGGUCACAUUCGCAAGAGAUGACAAAAGACAAGUUAUGAUGAAAGACAGAGAAAGUCCUAAAGGAAGAGGAAGGGGUAGAGGAAGAGGACAUAGAGAGAACAGGGAUGAAUCAAACGUUGGGAGACAUUCAGAGGAUUAUCGUAGAGGAUUUGAAAAUGAAAAACAGGGAAGGUAUAAUGAUAAAUCUGCUGGGAGUGAACGUCAGCGAAAAUUCUCAGGGGACCAGAGAGAUUGGCAUGGACAGUAUGAGACAAAGGGAGGGAGAGAAUAUGGCCGACGUUAUGAACAUAGAAACUUUGGAGGUCAUCAAGUAGAUCAUGAGGAAAAGAAAAGCCCCGAAAGCCCUGCCCACGGUGGAGGAAUAAUAAAACUCCCAGCCAAUACCGAUACAUCAGAAAACCACUCUCAGGGCCAUAUCAAUUGGCAUCAUGGAGAAUUUCAUACCAUGGGCCACAGAGGAGAAAGAAACAGGAAUAGCCAUAGGGAUACGCAUGCCCAUGGCAGCCCAGGUCAAAGAAUGUUGUUUGAUCCCAAGAAUCCUGAGAAGAUGAUAAUGGUGCCCACCCCCACAUCUUCUACAUCUGGAUCCCAGCUCAAGUUCAAGGACCCCUCUGGUCAGGAAUCCCCCCAGUCUCCCCCUACACAGCAGCACCCCCUGAUGCCCCCACCUGGAGGUUUCCCACCGAUGCCACCCCAGUACAGAGGCUACCCCCCGUUUUAUGCAGGCUAUGAUCCUCGCUAUCAGGAUCCUAUGUAUGGGGGACCGGCUAUGCCUGGUCCUUCCAUGCCAGGAUACUACUAUGGAUACCCGGCUAUGUACAGAGAUAAUCCCAUGUUAAGAGAAGAUGGUACAGAGUUUUCAGGGGAUGGUGAAUUAGACCCUAUGUAUGCAGGUCGAUCCAGGGCUCAGUGUAGGAUGAUGGCGGAGCAUCUGUUCCAGGAGGCGUGUCACAUGGACUCCCAGAUGACAAACCUUGUGUCUAGGAGACAGUCUACUGAGUCAAUGCAGCAUGUUUACAGAUUAAGACAGGAACUGCAGCAGAAGUUGGAGCAGAUUAUCCUGCUGGAUGUGGAGGUGGCCAGUAAACACAAUGUGGAACAGCUGUUGUGGAAGUCCGUGUAUUACCAGGUCAUAGAGAUGUUCCGCAGGCAGCUAGCCGAGGACAAGGAAGACAAAAACAUCAAAACCGAACUCUCCAAAAUCCUGGAUGAGGGGACAACCUUCUUUGACAAACUCCUCCAGAAACUGCAGCAGAAGUACGGGUUUGACGUUGAGGAUUACCUGGACUCGAGUCUAACUGUUCAAGAGAAUCAGAGUAGAAAUGUUAAGCUGGCCGUCCUCAGUAUACAGAGACUGAUGAUCAACCUCGGAGACAUCGCUCGCUACAGGGAACAAAUGAAUCACACCGGCAAGGUCAACUACGGGCGCGCCAGAAGUUGGUAUACCAAAGCGCAACAACUGGCUCCAAAGAAUGGUCGACCCUACAACCAGUUAGCAAUUCUGGGAUUGUACACAAGGAGGAAGUUAGAUGCGGUUUAUUACUACAUGAGAAGUCUGGCAGCCAGUAACCCCUUCCUUACUGCAAGGGAAGGACUCCUCAAUCUGUUUGACGAGGCAAGGAAAAAGGCCCUGGCUGUUGAGCAGAAGAAGGAGGAAGAGAGAGAGAAGCUGAAGAAGCUGGCCCCCCAGAAGCCUCACCACGGACAGAGGAUCGAGAUCUGGGUGUCGCCGGACGGGACGAGCUCCGAGGGGAAGACGGAGGUCGGAGGGGAGGAGGACCUGGACAAGCUGGAGGCUGUGGAGCUGAACAAGAGAUUUAACCUGAGCUUCCUUAAUGUUCAUGGAAAGCUGUUUACAAAAGUUGGACGCGAGUCAUUUCCAGAGUGUUGUGGGCAGAUGUUAAAGGAAUUCCAGGCCUUAUUGAGAUACGGAGCCUUGCCACCAAGCCGACUCAUUCAACUCAUGGCCAUCAACAUGUUCGCAAUAGAAAAUACAGCUUUGAAAGAUUUAUCGAUGGCGGAGGACUUCCGCUCAGAGCUCCAGGAGCACGCGGUACAGCUGGGUCUGGACAUGUUUGGUAUCUUGCUGGACUGCUGUGCCCAGGAGCUGACCAAACAUCUGGCCUCCUCGGACUACCCCAGUCACAUGUUCAGUAGCGAGCUGGAGGAACUGAUCCCAGGGGUCAAGAAGUGGACAGACUGGAUGUUAGCCAACCUCAAACUGUGGAACCCACCCCCCUCUCUCAGAGACACCACACUGGGACCUGGUGUGGACGUUUGGAAAGUAACUGCCAAGUUUGCCAACAUUUUAAAAGAUGUAGACAUCAGUCAUGUCAAGUUAUAUGAAGAUAAAAUUGAAGGAUGUGAAUCUGUUGUUUUAUUUGAGGACACCAUGUUGUCUGGGUUUGUUCCCCUCAUGAGUGCCCCAAUCAAAGUGGCCUAUGUUCACAGUACUGUAGACAAGGACAUCGCUCGGGACUGUCUGAGGAUACAGGUGUUACAGGAGUUUGCUGAUUACCUGUGUGGAGUGGAGCCCCCCAUGUUAGAAUAUGACGUAGUGAAGAAGGAAUACUACUCAGUGGCGCCCUCUACUGACUACAGCGAGGCUCCCCAUGGGGACCUACCCUCAGAUUCAGAUGAGGAAGCUGAUGUAAUCAUUGAGAGUGAGGAGGAGGUCGCUGAGGGGAUGGAGGGAGAUGAACAUGUCCGACUGCUGAGACAGAAGAAGGAGGAACUCAGGAAAAAGAAGGAACAGCAGCUCAAAGACAAGGAAAAUAUACAGAAACUGAUAGAGAAGGACAGACACCGGUGUAUAGAGUUGGAGAUCCACCCCAUUUUCUUGAUUCCGGACACCAACUGUUUUAUUGAACACUUUUCAAGCCUAAAACAGCUCAUUCAGCUGAAGAAGUUUACUGUGGUAGUGCCUUUAAUAGUUAUUAAUGAGUUGGACGGAUUAGCCAAAGGUAGCAAGGAGGGACAAUACGACUCAGCGGAUCAGGCCGUGAAGGUCGCCGAGAGGUCAAAACAAAUGGUGGAAUUCCUAGAGGAGGAGUUUGACAAAAAGAACUCACACCUGAAAGCCCUGACCUCUAAAGGGAACGUACUGGAGACCAUCUCAUUCCGAAGUGAGGAGGGGGAUAGUAGCGGGGGAAAUAAUGAUGACAUCAUCCUGUCCUGCUGUUUACACUACUGUAAAGACAAAGCCAGAGAGUUCAUGCCAAAGGAGAAAGAUGCCCCCGUGAGGUUGUACAGAGAAGUGGUGUUGUUGACGGACGACAGAAAUCUACGACUGAAGGCUCACACCUGUAACGUACCUGUCAAAGAUGUCCUGUCGUUCCUCAAGUGGAGUAAGAUCACCUGAACUGACCCGUGAGAUGAUGGCAUCAGUUCUCCUAGGACCCGGGCCUCUGGAAUGCCAGCCUAGUGUGUCAGCUAAUGGCGCUUGGCUCAUGUCCUUUAUCUAGUGUGAACAAUUUGUCUGUUUGGCUUGUGUUAAUUAUCACAAUGGCCCGUACAAGAUAACCAAAUAAUUUCAAGGAUACUACUUGUAAUACUGAAUGGAAAUUUCUACUUUUAGCUUAACCCACACAGAUUUCAGGAGUACGUCAGAAGAGUGGUGUUUUCUACUGUUGUGUAGAUAAAUUAUCUUUAGCUCUAGUGAGUAAUGGAGGAGAUUUUUCCUUCGUGUAUUUAUAAACUGUGACUUUUUGAACUGAUGGGACAGUGAGUGUUUGGACUGCAUUGACAGUGAGUUUUAUAUUAACCUUUUUAACCCUGAUAAUUGUGAAAUUUGUGAUAUUGUCAGUUACAUGUUGCACUUGUUCUGCAACAUUCAUUGACAUUUAUGGAGUUUCUCAAAGUUCUUAAUUCUGAGAGGAGGAAAAAUUCAUGAUCUGGGAAUCACCAAAGAAAGAAGUAAAUGUUUGAAAAAACAGUUCUGGUGUGAAAUAUUAUUAUGGCAGUUACAGAAUGACAACUUAGGAUAAUAUUCUAAUGAAAGAAGCAGCAGCUUUAAACCUUUUUACUGUUUUAUGGAGUUAUACAGCUUUAAAUGGUAGAAUUCUUUUCCUGAACCCCCAAGCAAACUUGUGAAGACUUUUAGUUAUACAUGUAGUUUCUUGUUAGAGAAGUUGUAAAUGUAUAAUUUGAAAACAUAUACCUAUGUUUGUACAACAUGAACAAGCUUUAGAACCUGCUUGUUAGUCAAGAUCAAAGACCUGAACACAGUUAUGUACACAUAUACGUAUCACGAUAGGAUUUUUUUUUUACUGUAUAUUGAAAAGCAAAGAUUCCCCCUCCAAAAUCAUAAUAAUUUGGCCGGAAUAUAAAUUGGCAGUAAGUGUAUUCAUUUGUUUGUAAAUGUCCUUUGUAAAGAAAAAAAACAAAAACAAGUGAACUUGUAAAAAAAAAAAAAAAGAAUUUAAGGUUUGAAUAGAUUUGGUUUGUUUGAAUUAAGAUUGAUUUUAAAUUUUAAUCAAUUUACUAGUAUAGGCAAGAAACUAAGGUUUGAAAGAGGGGUGGGGGGUUACAAUGCUUAGGGCUGGUCAAUGAAAUGUACUGGAGUUUUAUUAUAUACCAGUAUACUAGUAUCACUGCUCUGUAUUGUGAAAUUAAUAAAAUAAUUUCAGUGUUUACUGUUUGAAAAAGGUUCAGUAGAAAUGACAUCACUAUAAAUCUGUGACUACAGUGUACAUUGAGUUAACAUUAAGAGGUUUGUGACAUGUUUAGGGUUUACUAUUUUAAUACUUUUAGUCUCUAUUAACAUGAUUAAUUUGUUAUUGUGGGGUGUUAUAUUUACUUAACACUUUUAUCAUUAUUUUAUGUAGAGGUUACUGAUGUUAUUCAUUUGCCUGUGUUGUUUUAUGAACCUAUAAUGAGAGACUUAAGGAUUGGUGGUCCCCUGCUUACACCAGGGAGUGAAAUCUAUGGGAAUAGAAAGCAUCUCCUCAUAAAAGAUUUAAAUACUGUAAAUCACUUUUAAUUCGAGAGGAUGUUAUUUUCGUGUAAUUAUGCAAUAUGGUCUACACAGGAAAAUUUUAUUCUUACAUAUAUUUUUAUAAUCAAUGGAUAUAUUCAGUGAUUCCUGACAAUUUAAACACACUUACCUGGUAUAUUUACCUAUCUCUAACAAAAAUGAGAUGUCAUGGAAAUUAAGUGAUCUACAGCAUGUACAGUAGCUAUCAGAAUUUAUUUGUUUAAUAGCCUUCACUUCUCACCGUGGUUAUAGCACAGCUAUAAAUGUUGUACAAGAUGUACAAACUUGGGGAUGUUUGUCAAUUCUUUGCUCGUUGUCUAAUUUUUGUUUUUACUCUUAUCAAUUUCAGGUACUCUCAUGUCCAUUCAAUUCAAGAAAUAAAAAUGUUACAUUUUUUAAUUCAUCUUCUCCAAGUUCUAUUGAAAAGAUAUACAAAAUUAUAUUAUUUAUAUACAAAAAUGCUCACUAGAUGGGAAAAUAAUUUUAUUUUUAAAGGACCACUGAAUUUCAGAAAUAUUUUAUUUCCCUUCUCUCUCUGUUUUGAACAGUUAAAAAUGUUAAAUUCAAUUUCAUAAUAAGUUUUCAAGUCAGUAUAACAGGGUAAUGUUUGGAUUAAUUUUUUUUUCAAAUUGCAUGAUUUAUUAAUAUGGAGUGAUGGUUAAAUUUCAUUGUGUAUUUAACGCUUAUUUGUUGACAUUUUUUACAUUUAUACUUUAUCUAUUUUCUGUAUAUCUGUGAAAUGUCAAGUGCUCCUGACCUUCGUAUUGUGUCAGCAAAAUUCCUGUACCAUUUUACUGAUGGUUCAUUAUGUAUAAUCAUUAUAAAUAAAUCAGGUAUAUUCAUUUA